Pomacea canaliculata is the source of this 1325-nucleotide messenger RNA. RefSeq names its product mitotic spindle assembly checkpoint protein MAD2A-like. Gene Ontology annotation, cellular component: cytoplasm; kinetochore; nucleoplasm. The record is from RefSeq and is a predicted model, not a curated record. Lineage: Eukaryota; Metazoa; Mollusca; Gastropoda; Architaenioglossa; Ampullariidae. Gene Ontology annotation, biological process: mitotic spindle assembly checkpoint signaling.
UUGUCCAAGACUACCAAUUCGAUUGUUCAGAAACUGGUGCUUGUUAUCAAACGUGUUGAUAAUAAUGAAGUUCUGGAGCACUGGCAGUUUGACAUUGAGUGUGACAAGACAGCUGAUUCCACUACGAAGAGAGACAAAACUGAGAAAGAAGUUAAAGAAGAAAUAAAAUCUAUUAUUCGUCAACCUUCAACAGUCACAUUUCUGCCACUUCUGGAAUCUCUCUGUGCCUUUGACAUUUUGGUUUAUACAGACAAAGAUGCCGAAGUACCAUCUGCAUGGGGUGAAUCUGGUCCCCACUUUAUCAUAAAUUCUGAAGAGGUGCGCCUGCGUUCUUUCUCCACCACUAUUCACAAAGUUGAUGCUAUGGUUGCCUUUAGAAAAACAGACUGAAGGAGGACUUUCUUUAAAGUGUUAAGUGACUAAUGUCAGAAGUGAAAAAAUGUGUGCUUGAAAGGAGCACUACUUUGCUGUGACAUCAUGAUCCUAUCAAGGUAAGAGACUUACUAUUAGGUACUUUGGCAUUGACUGGCCUGUUACCUUCUGGUCAAAAUAUGUGGCUCAUUUGUUAUAAAGAAAUGCAGAUCGCAGAGCAGAUUUUAAUAAUGCAAAAGUGCAUUUGCAAAAGCCUUUAGUAAGUAAAUUUUGUAUUUGAGUAGAUUUCUUGCUUUCACAUCUCUUACAGUUAAAGAUGAAAUAAAUUUGCUUUAUUUAUUAUUAUUUAUAAAUAAAAGGUAAUGUGUUGCAAAGUGGAUUUUUGUAUAUUUCUACAACGUGUAUAUUAAUUAUUACACUGUUCUAUUAAUUAUUACACUGUUUUGCCGCUGAUAGUUGCAUUUAAUUUUUUAUUUUACCAUUCUUUUAUUUGCAAAGAUUACUUUAGUCAUCUAUUUUGUUUUCUCUUAUUUACUUUUAAUGCUCGUUUUCAAUCAAUUUACUUGGUAUAUAAACAACAUUAAUGGUUCAAGUUAUUAAUUGUAAAAGUCAAACUAGCUCAUGGAAGUCAAUAAAACAUCAUUCUGCAUUGCAGUAAAUUGUAUAUACUAAGCAAUCAACACUUUUUGUUUAUAUUUAAAGAAGUUCUAUGCUCUUUAUCCGUGUGGUUAUUUGAAGCUGUGCUCAGGUAGCAGAAAGGAUAAUAAGAAAAAGCUUGUACAACAAUGACACUUAAGAUUGUAUGAACACGUAAUUUUAAACUUAUUGUUGUGCAUUUAUUUGUUGGACUGUGUGAUCAGAACAGAACAAAUUGCUGGAAGAAAAAAGAACAAAUUUCUCGAUGAAAACAAAAUUUUCUUGCAGGUUUUCUAUAAAGAUUUCAUUAAAGUAGA